AUGGUUACUAUUCUCGAUGGCUCAAUUGGAAAAAUACAAGCUUUAUAUGACUUUUUAACUGAACUACAAGUCCAUUCACUUCUUUAUGAAACUGAUGUUGAAGCUAAUCGUAAUAAAAGAAUGAAGAUUUUCUCUGAGAAUGAUCGUCCAUACACUUCACCAUCGCCUCAGCACACAGCCACAAUACAGUUUCCUAUUUCCAUUCCUAAUGCAGACCCAGCAGCUGUGAUGGAGCUAGUCAAAGAUGUUAGUCAAUUUCAUGAUCAGCAUUUAGAUAUAGAAUGGAACUAUGUUAGAAUGGAUGAAUCGAUCUUCGCUUCAAUGAAAGUGUUUACUUUAGGAGAAAAGCAUGUUAUUGUUGAAAAUGAAUAUAUGUGCCCAAGUAACCAUUUUCAAGAUGAUGAUACAGAAGUUAUCGAAAAUAAUGUACAACUAUUUAUUGCCAUUGCUUAUGCUGCGCAUACUAAACUUAUUUAUGCCUACAAUAUUAGACUUGUUAGCAAUACCAGUAGUUUUAAUUUACAAUUAGAUUUAAAGUAUGGAAAUACAGCUAACAGAUCAACAAAAUUAUUAACUUCACUUUCGCAUAAAGUUGCUAUAAAAGAAGAUAACAAAGUAGAAGCCCAAUACAAUAAGAAUGAUUCGUUAAAGCCUUUAUCUUAUGCGUCUUCUUCAUCAUCAUCGUCAUCUAUAAAUACUACUACUUUGAAUGUUAAAAAACGUCAUUUAGUUACAAAUAACAACACUACUAUCAACCUAACUAUACCACCUUUACCUUGUGAUUCUACAAUUGAAGAUUUUUAUAACUAUUUACAACCUUCUGUGUCUAAUAUAUACCUUGAACCUUAUACUUCUCACAAAGUUACUGCAAGAUUAACUCCUUUCCAAACACAAAAUGUACAAUGGAUGAUUUAUCGUGAAGGACAAAUUAUUAAUAAUGAUAAUGCUAUUAUACCUAAUUUAGACAUUUAUAAUAACUUACCUCUUCUUUAUGCUGGCUCUCAUGAUGCCAAGGACUCUAAUCGUGGUAGCUAUCUAAAUCUAUUUACAGACGUUGUAAGCGUAGAUAGGCUAGCGAUAAAUAAGCUUAUCGAUCGUUCAUAUCGUGGUGGCAUCCUUGCCGAUGAAAUGGGCCUUGGAAAAACUAUCAGUGUAUUGAGUUUGAUUGCAAAACAUAUAUGGGAUCCUAAAAAUGAGUUUCAUCCCAAGCCGAGUGAAUGUCAUGAUUUAGUUUUUUCAAAAGGUACAUUAAUUAUUGCUCCUUCAUCCAUUAUUCCUCAAUGGCAGUUGGAAAUUAAGAAACAUACACCAAGUUUAUCUGUUUUUAUUUAUGAGGGACGUCGUAAUGAUAGAUCUAUUUUGGCAAAAGAUCUUGCUCAAUAUGAUAUUGUACUGACUCAUUAUGAGGCUUUUAGACAUGAGAUAUAUUAUGCGACUCCUCGUCCAAAAAGACCUCAACGAAAGGGUGUAAGAUAUAAUAAUGAGUUCAAGACAAGCCCUUUAGUAAAUACGCUUUGGUUUCGUUGCAUUCUUGAUGAGGCACAAAUGAUAGAAGCUUCUUUAACAAGAAUUGCUGCUCUAACGAAAUCAAUUCCACAUUGGUAUGCAUGGGCAGUAACAGGCACACCUAUUCGCAGCAACAACAACCACAACUUUACUGACCUCUAUGGUCUUUAUGAUUUUUUAGCCCUCGAAACUACACUUAAUAGUGAACGUGAAUUUAAAACCUUUUGUACUGAUCCCAAUUACAGGCCCAUCUUUUAUCAAUUUGCAAGUAUGACAAUUCGACGUAAUAAUAAGGCAGCUCUAGGAGACCAAAUUCAUAUUCCAAAACAAUCACGGCAUGUGGUGCGUAUCCCGUUUUCAACAAUUGAACAACAUUAUUAUGAUGACCUUUGGCGAACAUGUCGUCAAAGGCUUCGUUUAGACUGGCUGGACAGUAUCGAAUGGUCAUUACCUGAUGAUGCCUCUGAAAUAAUGCAAAUGGAAUAUCAUAGCUUACGAUCCAAGAUGAGACCUUGGUUGCUUGCAUUGCGUCAAAACUGUAUCCAUCCAUCCAUGAUUAAUAACAGGACAAUGAGAUUAGAGAACCUAGGUGAAACCAAUAGUACGAGAGGAGCAAAACCUUUACAUGAUGUUCUUAACGAUAUGUUACGAAAUGCAAUGAUUACACUGGAUAAUAACCAACAUGCAUACUACUCCAUGACACUCAAGCAUGGUGGCAUGUAUGAAGUCUUACAGGACUGGCGAUCAUCUUACAAUGUGUAUUUACAACACCUACAAAGCGUAGAAGAUUUAGUUCAACAUCAUGCAGACGAGGUGAAGAAGGCACAAGACUUGAAAAAGCAAAAGGCAAUAACUGAGGGAACAAAUGAAAUAUCUACUAUAUUAAAAUAUAGUUCAAAUACACUGAUGAGAUGGCAUUUACUUUUACAUCAAUAUUAUUUCUAUAUUGCAGGUAUAUGCCAUCGUCUUGUAACCGAGGCCUCUGAAGACGGCCAGAAGGAGGAACAAGAAAGUCUGGAAAACUUGUAUUAUACCAAAGCCACAAAUAUUCGUCGUGUUUUAUUAGAAAACUAUACAAGUAAAGUCAAACAACAUGUAAAGGAAGUAAGUGAGGCAGCGAGAGCUAUCCAAUCUGACAAUCACAAUUCAGAAUUUUUGAUGGGAUCACGACCUCUACUUGACGUAAAUACUUUUAUUGAAUUCUUCAAAAAUUAUUAUAAACAACAACUGCAUCCAGCUGCUGACGAAGAACAACAAGAGGCAGAUCGGGAAGAGGUAGCACCUGAUAUUAACAUUCUAUAUAACCUUAAAUAUCUUGGGCCUCUCCUGGAUCGACAAUAUCAAAAGAUUCUCUAUUUAAGGUCUAAGAUUAUACCCAUCUUGACAAAACCACUUGUCGAUGAGCAACAACAAGAGGAAGCAACAGGUAACGAAUAUGAGGAAUCAUUACGUCAACAGGAAUUAUGUCAAGUCUAUUUAUCUGCUUAUCAACACUUGCUUCAAGAUAGAAAAUUUAUCAUAAAGGGAACUACUAUGUCCGUAGCUGAAAUUAUUGCAGCCGAAGGAUCGUGGAGUAUAGAUGAAAACAUGAAUGGGGAUGCAGUUAUUAGCCCUGAAGCAAAACAAAUAGAGAUAACUGAAAAUGCAUUUAGAAAGGAGCUAAUGUCACCUACUGGAUAUAAAGUUGAAUGUUUAAGAGAUGUUGAAUUCUCAUUAAGAGCUCUAAAGACCAAGUAUUCUGAUGCAACUGACGCUGCCAGCAAUAAACAAUUGGUACUACAAAGGGAGCAUGAGUAUAUAAAGUUCUGUUUACCUAUACAGGCUAAGCUUGUUGAUGAUAUAGAUAACGACUUUAAAAAGCUAUCUCAGUUAUUCAAUAGUCGAAUCUCUUAUUACAAAUAUCUUCAAGGCAUCUCUGAUACCUUGCUCGAAUGGGAACAUAAAAAUCCAAUGGCGGAAAUUGAUAAAUUAAAGAUGGCAGAAGCUAAACUUGAGGAGCAGAUUGUACAAAAUAAAUCACGAUAUCACUAUUUUAAAGUGUUGAUGGAAGAACAAAUUUCAUUAGAGAAAGAAGAAAAGCUAGUGAAGAAGGAUUGUUUAAUUUGUCAAGAGCCUAUUGAAAAGGGCAUCAUUACUUAUUGUGGUCAUACCUCAUGUUUAGAUUGUGGCUUAUUAUGGUUUAAAGUGAAUCGACGAUGCCAUACAUGUAAUUCUAAAGUAGGCAUGAAUCAGUGGUAUAAUAUAUCAUACAAGCAAAUGGAGAUGCAUAAAAAGGGAGAAUCUUGCAGUACUCUGUUAGACAGCAAUGAAGAUGAUGAAAGAUUAAAGCAACUUAUUAACGAAAUCAAUAAGCAACAGAUUGUAGAAGGAGAAGGACAAAAGAUUGAUAGUAUUAUUCGUCACAUUAAGCACAUCAAAAUGACCAAGAAUGGAAAGUGUGUUAUCUUUUCUCAAUGGGCAAAAGCACUUGAUAUGCUUAAAGAGGGACUUAAAAAGAACAAUAUUAAUUUUAUAAUGGUCCAGAGUGGGGCGCCCUCUGCAAAUAAGAAGAACAUUAGUAAAUUUCAAGAAGAUCCUAACGUGAAUGUUAUUUUACUACAUGCACGAAGUCAGUCUAGUGGAUUAACAUUAGUAGUAGCUCAAACAGUAUUUAUUGUUGAGCCUGUCUUAAAUGAAUCCUUAGAGAAACAAGCUAUUAACCGUAUUCAUCGUAUAGGCCAAACCAAAGAGACGGAUGUUUUUUGGUAUAUUAUUCAAGAUACGAUUGAAGAAAGAAUUCAAGCUAUCCAUGAUGUCAAACGAGAACAUCAUAGAAAUGAUAAAAAAAGAGUGACAGAGGAAAGAGUAGAGCUUUCUAAAGUCUCAGAAGGAGGAGGCGAAUAUGUAAAUAAUGAUGACCUUCGUCGUUGUUUCACUAGUGAUGAAGCUUAUGCAUUAAGUUGA
Molecule: messenger RNA, 4449 nt
Organism: Cokeromyces recurvatus
Lineage: Eukaryota; Fungi; Mucoromycota; Mucoromycetes; Mucorales; Mucoraceae
Product: SNF2 family N-terminal domain-containing protein
Exons: 5
Coding region: 1-4449 (1482 amino acids)
Molecular function (GO): ATP binding; ATP-dependent chromatin remodeler activity
Source: RefSeq, a predicted model, not a curated record